AUGGACGACGGCGAUGAUCUCAGCGACCACAGCGAGGACGAGCGCUUGCUGCGGGCCGACGUCGACGACAUGAGCGACGGCGACGACGACGGGGUGCCGCCGGCGAAGCGCGCGCGCGUCGACGCCGUCGCCGCCACCUGGAUGCGCCGCGCCGCGCCCCCGACGACGCCGUCGCCCUUCGCGCCGCCCGCGACGACGAAACCGCUCGCCGCCGCCGCGCCGCCCGCCGCCGCGGUGUCCGUCGCCGAAGCGCUCGCGGCCGCGCUUCCGUACGAUCCGCCGGCGACGCCGUGGGUCAAGCGACGGACGCACGGCCCGCCCAAGGUCUCGCCGCCGGCGCCGGCGCGCGCGGCCCUCGGCGCGCCCGCCCCGCCGCCGCCGCCGCCGAAGCGCGCGUGCGUGCCCUGCGGAGAGGAGACGCCGUUCUUCGGAAGGGGGCUCGGCGCGCGGUCCGGCGCGGCGCGGCAGCCCGCGCCCGUGCCCUACUUCGGCGUCGGGCGGACCCACCGGUCCGCGGCGCCCGCGCCGGGCCGCGUCGUCGAGACGCUCCGCGGCGUCGCCGGCAAAGCGAUCUUCGCGCUCCCCCUGGAUCCCGAGAAAAACGCGCUCGGGGCCUGGUUCUCGGGCCACGUCGUCGACGCGGCGACGGGCCGCCAGUUCCAGGUCGUGGGCACCGAGGAGCCCUGCCCGGCCGGGUGCCUCUGCGCCAAGGUCGACCUCUUCUCGCUCACGUUCACGGAUCCGCGCCUGAGGCGCCGCGCGACGGCGCUCGUCGAGGCCACGGGCGGCGACUACCUCCGCCUCGCGCCCGCCGACGCCGCGGGCUGCGCCUUCGAGGCCGAGAGCCUGAUCGCCGAGCGCGCGCGCGCGGACGCGCUCCUGGCCAAGUUCUUCCCGCGGCUCCUCGCGGACGCGACGGCGCGGGGCACGGAGGUCCUGCUCAACGUCGGCACCGUGGCCUGCGCCCAGCUCCUGUUUUCCGAGAUCCCGAGCUAA
Molecule: messenger RNA, 996 nt
Organism: Aureococcus anophagefferens
Lineage: Eukaryota; Pelagophyceae; Pelagomonadales; Pelagomonadaceae
Exons: 1
Coding region: 1-996 (331 amino acids)
Source: RefSeq, a predicted model, not a curated record